AUGGGCUCCGGUUCAGAAACCAUUUUGAAUACGUUAUCAAAGCCCAUAGAAACAACAGAGACUAGCUUUAUCAGCGCCUCCACCUCCGCCUUCGGCCACCUGGACGAUCCCCCCGCCGCCGCCUCUGCUUCCGGUGGAUCCGCCGCCGCCGCCGCCGGAGGAGCCGGCGGCGGCUUAUCGGGGUUCAUCGGAAUCUGCAGAUUCUGCUCCCGGGCGACUUUCUGCAGAAGUGCAAGCACGGCCUUAUCUUUAGCGGCGGCCGCGGACCGCUCUUGGGCCAGAAACUCGCGCUCCCGGCCAAACCGGGCUGCCUCCUCGGCCCGCCAAGCUUCAUCCCGGGCGGCCCGUUCGAGCUCCCGCCGCUCGAGAGCUUCUAGAAAUCGAUUCUGCAUCUCCUCCUGCUUCCGAACAAUCUCACCCACGAGCCCUUCGAAGUAUUCCUCCCAAUUUCUCUUCCGGCGGCGCCGCCGCCGCUCCAUCUGCAUGUCCUCGUCUGAAGAGGUUGAGGAGGACGGCGGAGGAAAAGGUGGCGCGGCUGAGAUUGGGGGGAUUAUGGUUAGCGGAGUUGGGCUGUUGGAGGAGGAGGCGGUGAUGUUGGGUGGGAUGAUUUGGAGGUUGGGCGGCGGUGGAGGUGGAGGUUGGGCGGCGGUGGUUGGCGGAGGGCGCGGAGGAGGAGGAGGAGGGGCGGCGGCCACGGAGGAGGACUCGAAGGCCUCGAGCUGGUCGAAAAAGCGGUAG
Striga asiatica is the source of this 738-nucleotide messenger RNA. Lineage: Eukaryota; Viridiplantae; Streptophyta; Magnoliopsida; Lamiales; Orobanchaceae. The record is from the annotation of a GenBank genome assembly.